Gryllus bimaculatus (two-spotted cricket) is the source of this 610-nucleotide messenger RNA. NCBI's taxonomy places the organism in Eukaryota, Metazoa, Arthropoda, Insecta, Orthoptera, Gryllidae. The record is from the annotation of a GenBank genome assembly.
AUGACCCUUUUAGAAAAGGGACCUGCGUCCGGGGCUGCCAGCCCUGUCCUCAGCGAGACGCACGCCGUGCUUAUCUAUUGUGACGGCGAGGCGCGCGUGGCGGACGGGCCUCGGGCCGUCCUCGCGGUGAGGACGCGCCAAUGUGAGGGCGGCUGCGGCGCGCGGGUCAGUGGAGAGGACGGCGUGCGAGGCGCAAGAACAUGAAAUGAUGGAAGGGUUCCCAGCAGUCGAAGUGGCAACAGCAUCUUACGAACAAUGGCAGAGAUGAAGAAUGGUGGAACGAGUGGAAGCGAAGACACAAAAAGAAAAGAGAGGAGAAGGAGAAUCGCGGGAGAGGAGAACAAGAAGAAGCCGCGGUGGUGCUAGGGGCUCCCAUAAAGCACCGCAGCUCCGUAACCGCCUCUACCCGCCCAUUGGUCGUCGUCAUGGAAACGCGGAAGGAUACGCCGGGAGCCUUCUUCUCUUCCACGUGAUAAAUCUCCCGCCGCGCGUUCUCCUUCCGCCGCCCCCCCCGCCCCCUCUCCCGCUGCUUCCUUCUCUCACCCGACCCUCUCUCUCUUCUUCUUCUUCGUCUUCUCCUCCUCCGCAGCCUUCUUUCUACUCCGCGGCG